GGCGAAGGAAGGUGGUGUAGCUUAGAGAAUGGCUGAGAUGGCGCCUCUUGCCGCCGCGGUUGUGGAACCAGCGGCCAAAGCUCCCGCCAAGAAAGCGGCGGCCGCUCCCAAAGCUCGCAAGCCCUCCGGCCCCAGCGUGACGGAGCUGCUGACCCAGGCGGUGUCCGCCUCCAAGGACCGCGGCGGGGUCUCUCUGGCGGCCCUCAAGAAGUCGCUGGCGGCUGCGGGCUACGAUGUGGAGAAAAACAACAGCCGCAUCAAGCUGGGGCUCAAGAGCCUGGUGACCAAGGGGACUCUGGUGCAGACCAAGGGCACGGGCGCCUCGGGCUCCUUCAAGCUGAACAAGAAGCAGGCGGAGACCAAAGACAAGGCGGCCAAGAAGAAGCCGGCUGCUGCUACCGCCGCCGCCAAGAGCAAGAAGCCCGCCGCCAAGAAAGUGAAGAAGGCGGUGGGAGCCAAGAAAGUGGCUAAGAAGCCAUCCUCUGCCGGAGUCAAGAAGGCGGCCAAGAGUCCCAAGAAGGCGAAGAUCACCAAGCCUAAGAAGACGACGAAGAGCCCUGCCAAGACUCUGAAGCCCAAGCCGAAAGCCAAGCCCAAGGCUUCCAAAGUGAAGCUCGCCCCUAAAAAGAAGUGAGGCUUCUCCGCGUGAAGCAGCUUCCUCUAACCCAACGGCUCUUUUAAGAGCCACCCAAGAGUUCCUCGAAAGAGCCGAGUUCACUUUCCUCGCCCCGUAUUGAAACCUGAACGUGGUGCUACUUGCGGAAAUAGGUUGGAAAGGGGGAAUCUCAACGUGGAAGCCAAGUCUCCACACUAUAGCAUCGCACCCCAGUAAGGCACAGGUAGACUUCUGAGAGUAAUGGGUUCGAAUCCCCCCUGCACAAUGCAUCAUUUCCACCCGUGGCUUAAUUAGCGUACCUAAUUAGAUGG
This is a messenger RNA of Hemicordylus capensis (graceful crag lizard), 927 nucleotides long. RefSeq names its product histone H1-like. NCBI's taxonomy places the organism in Eukaryota, Metazoa, Chordata, Lepidosauria, Squamata, Cordylidae. Gene Ontology annotation, cellular component: nucleus; nucleosome. Bases 29 to 634 code for a protein of 201 amino acids. Gene Ontology annotation, biological process: nucleosome assembly; chromosome condensation; negative regulation of DNA recombination. The transcript has a single exon. Gene Ontology annotation, molecular function: structural constituent of chromatin; double-stranded DNA binding; nucleosomal DNA binding. The record is from RefSeq and is a predicted model, not a curated record.